AUGUCUUUCCUUAGCAACUUCUUGACUUCAGCUCGUCAGCGGUUGUAUGGCGAUAAGAAUGUAACAAUAGUCACUGGUAACGACGCAGCAGAUCUUGAUUCAAUAAUCUCGUCUUUAUUAUUCGCGUAUCUCAGUCAGCAAGUGGACGAUUCUACCAUUUAUGUACCACUCGUGAAAGUUCCAAAAGCUGAUUUAAAACUUCGUCCUGAACUCGAAUAUGUUAUGGAACAAGUGCAACUUGACACGAACAGCCUCAUUUGCCUUGAAGAAAUAACACUGAACCCAUCAAAACACCAGCUCAUAUUGAUCGAUCAUAAUGUUGCCACUCAUCCGUUCACAGCUGCAUUUAAAGUUGUUGGUGUUGUUGAUCAUCAUGUUGAUGAAAAACUAUACUUGGACGCCGAACCUCGUUGUAUCGACAUGGUGGGGUCUUGUGUGUCACUUGUCCUCAACCAGUUUUCUUCAGACUUGUGGAAAGACAACAAAGUGAUUGCCCAGCUGGCUUUAGCGCCCCUUUUAAUUGACACUGUCAACCUGAAUUGGUCGCUUAAUCGAACAACGGAGUUAGACGUCAAAAUUCAUGAUGUAUUGAAAAAGUUUCAGCCAGAUAAUUACUUUCAUAAUAUUGAAAAGGUCAAAUCUCAAGUGGAUCGUAUGUCUAGCUACGAUAUUUUACGUCGAGAUUACAAAGAGUUUGUGGUAGGCCCUUAUCGUAUCGGUACCAGCGCUGUAACUUGGUACUUUGACGGUUGGGCCAAACGCGAUUCACCUCAGAUAAUCGAAGAAGCAGCCUACAGUUAUGCACAGGAGCGUCAGUUGGAUAUGGAGGUGAUUUUGACAGCAUUUGAUCAUGAUCGAGAAGGAAAAGGGGAUUAUCGCCGAGAAUUGGCUAUUUUAAUAUUGAACCCACAAUUACAAGGCGUUAAACACACAAUAGAAAGAGACGAACAAAUCCAGUUAAAGAGGAAAACGGGUGAGUUUGAUGGAGCCACAAAGAGCCUUACAUUCUAUAGUCAGGGCAACUUGAAGAUGUCACGUAAACAAGUGUGGCCAAUGUUGAAACAGCUGAUAGAAAUGCAAUAA
Mycotypha africana is the source of this 1083-nucleotide messenger RNA. RefSeq lists its product as uncharacterized. The record is from RefSeq and is a predicted model, not a curated record. Gene Ontology annotation, molecular function: exopolyphosphatase activity. Gene Ontology annotation, cellular component: cytoplasm. The coding region runs from base 1 to 1083 and encodes 360 amino acids. Lineage: Eukaryota; Fungi; Mucoromycota; Mucoromycetes; Mucorales; Mycotyphaceae. The transcript has 2 exons.